AUGAACGCCAUGCAGUCAUACGCCGAUGUUCACCCCCCUCACAUGUCUGCGAAUCCUGGGCAUGCGCCUUCGUCUGGACCACCCUCAGGUUUGGCGCACUAUUACACCGGACAGCAGCCACCGCUGCUUCAGCCCGGCCCCCAGAGUUACCCGUCCGCACAAGGCUCAUACAGUCAAUAUGGUUACAGCAGCGGAAUGGCGUCCGGGCCUUCGGCGGGAAUGCCUGCCUCGAGUUCGAUGAGCAACGGCAUGGUUCCUCCGUCGCUCCCACUGCCAGCGAUGUCAUCUGGUGCUCCCAACCCCUCUUCGCUCACCGGAUCUCAGAAUUUCUCCACACAUACAUUUGAUACGACGGGACAGAUUGCUCCUCCUGGUAUGAAGCCUCGCGUAACCGCUACGUUAUGGGAAGACGAGGGCAGUCUGUGCUUCCAAGUUGAAGCCAAAGGCGUUUGCGUUGCGCGGAGAGAAGACAAUCACAUGAUCAACGGAACAAAAUUAUUGAAUGUGGCAGGAAUGACAAGGGGCCGUCGGGAUGGGAUUCUAAAAAGCGAGAAAACACGGCAUGUCGUGAAGAUCGGCCCCAUGCACUUGAAGGGCGUCUGGAUUCCUUUCGAACGCGCACUGGAUUUUGCGAACAAGGAGAAAAUCACGGAGCAGUUGUACCCACUCUUCGUCCACGACAUCGGCGCGCUACUCUACCACCCUACCAAUCAACCUCGGACCAACGUGGGUAACGCGAGCGCCGUGGCCGCUAUGAACCGUACCGGAAGAGACCAGCAACAGCGUUAUCUGACGGGUCCACAAAGCUCGCAAGCGCCGUCCCUUCAUCAUCAUCAUUCGCUGAGCAAUCCGAUCGGAGCCCAUAUGACCCAGCCGCCGCACUCUAUCGCGCCGCAUCCCGCCGCCGGGCGACCGGGGCUAGAUAGAGCGCACACCUUUCCAACUCCUCCUACGAGUGCUUCGAGCGUUAUGGGCAUGGGGAAUUCUGGCGGUUCCUACGAAUGGGGCGGCUCAAGCAUGCAAAGCGGAGCGCCUCUAUCAAUUGAUACUGGAUUGAGCAACGCUCGAUCUGUGCCUACAACGCCAGCAAGCACGCCACCAGGCAGCCUUCAAGGCAUACAGCAAUACCAAACACCUCAGGGCUACGACAGCUCGCGGCAGAUGUAUAGCGCACCAGCAGCUCAGCAAAGCCAAUAUACCGCACAGCAACAAAUCCGGUACGGUCAGCCUUUACAGCCGGCUCCGUAUCCGAAGACUGAGAUGGCACCACCUUCAAGAUCGGGUGUUGAAUCCGAGCAACCCCCAGAUUCGAAGCCUCACGAGGGCCUACUAAAUCACGGAUCAGAGCAUGGAGCGCACAGCACCGGCGAAGAGGAGGCAGAACACGAGCACGACAAUGAAUACACGCAUACUAGCGCUCCAUACAGCGCCAAUCGUGGUGUUUACAGCUACAACACUAGUCACGGUGAGCACUCGCACCUAUCUCCUGAGAUGACCGGUUCACCCUCACAUCAAAACGGAUCCGGUCGUGCAACUCCCCGCACGGCAGGAACCGCGCAGCAAUGGGCUAGCGGAUACAGCACCCCGCAAAGGGGGCAGUCUUCAGCGAGCAACUUGUAUAGCGUCAUGAGCGAUACCCGUGGUUCUGCACCGAACGGCAAUGUCGGUGCUGAUGGAUAUUCAACCUCAGGUUACCCAAGCCAGUCAUACGCGGCAAGCAACGGCGCGACGCCCUCGAACAAGCGCGGUCGCGACGACGACGACGAGCCGGACCCCUACGGGCGGCCUGCUAGUCGCAAUUCCGGCGAGAACGGCGUCGAAGGCAUCAAGCGACGAAAGACCAUUACAGAGAGCAGCGUCGGUGGAGCUGUAGGUGGAGCCGAUCCCAAUGUGCUCAAUCGAACGAGGUCCACCAUCUCCCAAAGAAGGAGAUGA
Molecule: messenger RNA, 1935 nt
Organism: Coniosporium apollinis CBS 100218
Lineage: Eukaryota; Fungi; Ascomycota; Dothideomycetes
Exons: 4
Coding region: 1-1935 (644 amino acids)
Biological process (GO): positive regulation of transcription by RNA polymerase II
Cellular component (GO): nucleus
Molecular function (GO): DNA-binding transcription factor activity; sequence-specific DNA binding
Source: RefSeq, a predicted model, not a curated record